AUGCCAGAAUCAGAUACACAAGAGCAGAAUGUGAAUAUCAAAAAAGACUUCAAAGUUUAUUGGAACGUGCCUACGAUGCAGUGCACUUCAAAGAAAAUACUGUUCCAAAACUUGUACGAAAAAUUCGGCAUCAUUCAGAAUAAUGGGGAUAGAUUUAAUGGAGAAAAAAUCACUAUUCUAUACGAACCAGGAGACUUUCCGGCAAUUUUUAAAAACGAAUCCAGUGGAAAGUAUAGAUUGAGAAAUGGAGGCGUUCCACAGGAGGGUAACUUGGAAGAACAUAUAGAAGCUUUUAGAAUUGAUUUAAAUCAAAGUAUUCCAGAUCCGAAAUUUGAUGGAAUUGGAAUAAUUGACUUCGAAUCGUGGAGACCGGUUUUUCGACAAAAUUUUGGAGUACUCGUUCCCUAUAAGGAUGUUUCAAUUGAGAUUGAAAAGCAAUUACACUGGUGGUGGCCAAAGACAUGGAUACAGGCACAGGCCACCGAAAGAUUCGAGGUAGGAGCAAGAAGGUUCAUGCAGACAACUCUAUCGAUAGCAAAACAAAUGCGACCUAAAGCAUUAUGGGGCUACUACGGAUUCCCACACUGUUUCAACAUGGCUAGCAAUAAUAUGAAGGAAACAUGCGCUAAGAAUGUACCAGAAGAAAAUGAUAGUAUCUAUUGGCUCUGGUCAGAAAGCACCGCCAUCUUCCCUUCAAUAUACAGUUCUGUCUCACUCUCUUCUGCCCAACUCUCUUCUCUCAUUAAUGGAAGAGUGAAAGAGAGCGUUAGAGUGAGAUACAAAAACACUCCAGUAUUGCCCUAUUUCUGGUUUAGAUACCGCGAUGCGGGAUUCAUGAAACAGGAAGACCUAUCAGUGGCUCUCAGUACAUUGUACCAGUCGAAAGCAUCUGGUUUAAUAAUAUGGGGCAGCUCAAAUGACGUGAAUACUGUUGACAAAUGUAAGAAGCUUUAUAACUACGUAGAAACUGUACUCGGACCGAAAAUAGCGAAAUAUACGAAACAGAAUGUGUUUAAAGAUGAAAUUAAUAACGAAUUUAACGAUACAUUAACAACGGUCGAGCCUUCUACUACGGAAAUUCCUGAAAAUACAACAAAUUCUAUAAAAAUGGGACAAAUAGAUCCUGAAUAUGAUUGGAUUCCACCAAAAAAUUACACUGAGGACAUAUCACAACAAGUCGAUGAGGAACUGACAAAAAAAGGCUUCAACAGAACUGAAAAUAACGAAGUGGAUGUCUUAAGUUCAGGGGCUGAUAUAGAUUUUCUAUAUGACGCUCUGCUGGAUGUUGAAAGCAAUGGAGAAGACAAAAAUAUUGAGGUAACAACUAGGAGUGCUAACAGUGAAGAAAGUUAUCAAAGCACUAGUGUUACUAGCAAUGAUUUAAAAGAUGAAAUGUUUGAAGUAUCCGAAGAUUCUACUCAAGAGACAUCUACAAUAGUAGCAGAAGUCACAACUAAUGAUGAAAAUAAUAUUCAUUUAACCCAUUCUUCAACAGACGUAACUGAAUAUACAGAAAAUUAUACAAACGUAGAAAUAACCAAUGAAUACAUUGAUAAAUAUGAAACAACACAGCUUAGUACGAAUACAGAAUCUGAAAAUCAUCAACCAACAGAAGAUAGUUUUUACGAUCUUAGUAACAUUUUCAGUUCCAGUGAAGAGACAUCAGAUUACUUGAUAAAAGUUGAAAAAAUUAACGCCACCAGCGAAGAAACUUCGAGUAAUUAUUCUGAUAUGGAGAACACAAGUGACUAUAGUGAUUAUUUCAUAGUUCUAAGAGAUUCUAAUAUGAAUAAAACUAAAUCACAAACAAGGAAGGUCCUCAAACAAAAAGAUAAAGAAGACUUUAGUGGAGUGACGGAAAAUUCAGAUCAGGUUGUGACAUACGUUUAUGGAAAAUGA
This is a messenger RNA of Danaus chrysippus (African queen), 1899 nucleotides long. Lineage: Eukaryota; Metazoa; Arthropoda; Insecta; Lepidoptera; Nymphalidae. The record is from the annotation of a GenBank genome assembly.